CACUCAUGGCGGCUGCGGAGCCUGGUCCCGACGUGUCGCUGCGCGAAGCCACCCAGCGCAAGCUGCGGAAGUUCGAGCAGCUGAGAGGCCAGCCUGUGCCACCAGGAGAGUUCUGGGACGUGGUGGUGCUGACAGCAGCCGACCAGGAGCAGGAGGUGGCCUAUCAGCUCCAGCUGUCCAGAAAGCUCCAGUGUGGGGAGCUGCCCCUGGGCGUCCACUACCACGUGUUUGCUGAUCCCAUCGGAGCCAAGAUCGGAAAUGGAGGAUCAACCCUUUGUGCCCUUCAACAUUUGGAAGAAAUAUAUGGUGAAAUAUGGAGUAGCUUUACCAUCCUCUUAAUUCAUUCUGGUGGCUACAGUCAACGCCUCCCCAAUGCAAGUGCCCUGGGAAAAAUUUUUACAGCUCUACCUCUGGGUGAUCCCAUUUUUCAGAUGCUGGAGUUAAAACUGGCCAUGUACAUUGAUUUCCCCUCCCACAUGAGUCCUGGAAUUUUGGUGACCUGUGCAGAUGACAUAGAACUUUACAGUGUUGGAGAAACUGAUAUCCUGAGGUUCGAUAAGCCUGGCUUCACAGCUUUGGCUCAUCCUUCUGACUUGACCAUUGGUACAACACACGGGGUUUUUGUGCUAGAAAAUUCAGACGACUCAGAAUGUGGAGACCUGGAGUACAGAAUUUGCCAUCGUUUCCUGCAUAAGCCCAGCCUACAGGAGAUGUAUCAGGCCAAUGCUGUAAGAAGAAAGAGCAAUCCUUCCCCAAAGAACUUUGCAUCUGGGGACCUCAGUGCUCAGAACUUGCACUCUGACAUUGUCUACACAGACAGCCUGUUUUACAUGGAUCAUAAUUCAGCCAGAAAGUUACUGGCUUUUUAUCAACAACUCGGGGCCCUGACGUGUGAGAUCGAUGCCUACGGAGACUUCCUGCAAGCCCUGGGCCCCGGCGCCACAGUGGCAUAUACGAAAAAUACUGCCAACGUCACCAGAGAAGAGUCUGAGUUGGUCGGGAUAAGGGAGAAGAUCUUCCAUCUCCUCCAAGGCACGCCUCUCAAUGUCAUCACUCUCAACAACUCCAAAUUCUAUCACAUUGGCACGACUCAAGAAUAUCUGUAUCAUUUCACCUCCGAUAAGAAGCUGAAGUCCGAGCUUGGCUUACUCUCCAAAGCCGUCAGCAUCUCUCCGGGGGACUCUGAAGGCUCCGAUAAAACCACUUGUGUCAUCCAAAGCAUAGUAGAACCAAGGUGUGCUUUGACCCCAGGCUCAGUGGUCGAAUAUUCCUGGCUGGGACCCGACGUCACCGUCGGAGGCAACAGCAUCAUCAGUGGCUGUCACGUUGUCUCGAAGGCCGCCAUUCCGCCCAGUUCUUUCCUGUGUACUCUGAGCUUAAAGGCGAACGGGCACUCGGUAUACGCCACUAUGGCAUAUGGGGUAGACGACAAUCUGAAACAGAACGUAAAGGUACUGUCAGACCUCCAUUCCCUGCAGUUUUCUGGCCUGGGAUUUCUGGCGUGCUUAGAUCUCUGGGGCCUGAAAAUGAAUGAAGACCUGUUCUCUGGCAACAAAAGCAGCCUGAGUUUGUGGACUGCUCGGAUCUUCCCGGUGUGCCCAUCCCUGAAUGAUUCUGUGAGGGCCUCCUUGAGGCUGCUGGAGGCUGUGAGGAGCAGGUCGCCGUUCCCUCUGACCAGCUACGAACGCUUGUCCAUUGAAGAAAUGCUCUUCUACAAAGAUGUGGAAGACAUGAUGAAGUGGAGGGAGCACCUUUCUCAAGAAAUCAGCUUACAGCGGUGCCAAGCAGAUGUGUGA
Gracilinanus agilis (Agile Gracile Mouse Opossum) is the source of this 1796-nucleotide messenger RNA. It is a transcript of the gene FPGT, whose product is annotated as fucose-1-phosphate guanylyltransferase. NCBI's taxonomy places the organism in Eukaryota, Metazoa, Chordata, Mammalia, Didelphimorphia, Didelphidae. The transcript is spliced from 4 exons. The record is from RefSeq and is a predicted model, not a curated record. The coding region runs from base 6 to 1796 and encodes 596 amino acids. Gene Ontology annotation, molecular function: transferase activity, transferring phosphorus-containing groups.